Molecule: messenger RNA, 1922 nt
Organism: Nicotiana attenuata
Lineage: Eukaryota; Viridiplantae; Streptophyta; Magnoliopsida; Solanales; Solanaceae
Exons: 5
Coding region: 494-1630 (378 amino acids)
Source: RefSeq, a predicted model, not a curated record
CCCUCCUUGUCUCUUUCCGUUCUGAUAAAUUUGGUCAAAAACAAAAUCUCUACAUCUAGUCUUGUUCAAGCUACGCACGCAGUAAUUAAAUACUACUUACGUUUCUAAGCUGAGUCAGAAAAAUCUCUAACAGUUACUCUUCACUCUUUCUUCUUUAGAAAGAGAGGGACAUUUUGAUUUUGUCAAACGUCUCGCUAUCAUCCAUUGAACUGCCUACAACUACAAUCUACAAUUUUCAAUUCUUGAUUGCUUUCACAUCAGGAGAACCUUACUUCCAUUUCUUUUUUCUUUUUUUUUUUCGCUUUCUUGGAAUUAAACAAAUUCUCCAGAAUUCACUUCCUGUGCUUCAUUUGCAGCCAAAGAUUCACCUGAGUUGUAUUUAGCUAUAGAUCAACCAGCUCCACUCUCUGCAUUGAUAAAGGGAACACAAGUCCAAGAUUCAGAUAAGUGGGGGAGCUAUAAUGUGGCCUGCACUUUACCAUAAUUAAACAUCAUGAGGAAACACAAUACUUCAUUGAGGAAUUCAGGUACAUAUACUAGUCCAUCAACACCAGAAUAUGGAGAUAACCAUUUUGGAGGAUUUCAGAAAGGCUGGAGCUCCGAGCGAGUUCCGUUGCCAAACAACAACAGCAGGAGGCAUAUUAGUGCUACUGCAUUGAUGCCAUUCAAUAGUGGAAGGGCAUUGCCUUCGAAAUGGGACGAUGCGGAAAGGUGGAUUACUAGUCCAGUAUCUGGUCAUGGCAUUCCCAAGACUUCAACCGUGGAAGCCCCGAGGCAGCCUAAGUCAAAGAGUGGACCUCUGGGCUCUCAUUUUUCAACCUCUGUCCCAGUCCAAGAAGGUGGAAGUACAAGUAAUUUCAUAGCAAAUUCACCAUUUACAACAGGUGUACUGAUGCCUGAUGGUUUAUCCAUUCAUUAUGGUCCUGGCUCUGGCACAAGAUCUAGUGCAUUAUAUGGUGAGAAUGGCAUGGCUCGAGCAAGCACUGCUCCUGGUCUGUCAGACUUUUUUACUGAGUCUUCUUUACCAAGCUCCCCAGAUGAUAAGCCUGAUGGCACCAAUGAAACAGAUGCUAUUUCGUGUGUAGUUACACGCAGAGACAUGGCAACACAAAUGAGCCCUGAUGGAAGUACACAUUCCUAUCCCAAAAGAAGAUCGCCUUCAAUCCUUUCUGUAGAGACAAAUAAUCAGCAUUCUGCUAAACUUGAGAUUAGAGAUGUACAGGUAGACAGAGGACCCCCCAUAUCCGGACAAUCUGAGAAAAACGGAGUAACGAAAAUAAGGAAAGACUUGCAAGAUGUGAGUGACUCGAAUUCGCGGUGGGAUGUUGCGGAUGCAGCAAGGAGCAUGUCAAAGCAGCAAAGAGAGGAAGCCAGGAUUACAGCUUGGGAGAACUUGCAGAAGGCUAAAGCUGAAGCAGCAAUCCAGAAGCUGGAGAUGAAACUAGCAAAGAGGAGGUCGGCAUCGAUGGAUAAGAUCAUGAACAAGCUUAGACUUUCUCAGUUGAAGGCUCAAAAGAUGAGACGUGCAAUAUCAGAAGGUCGUCGAAGAACUUCAAAAAAACUCUUCCCUUUUCAGAAGUAUUUCAAGAUUGGCUCUUUCAGCAGUUGCUUUUACUGCGGUGUCCAUUAGUUGGGCGAUAUUGUUUCUUUUUCGAUGCUUACAGAAAGCAGAGCGCGAUUUAUAUAUGGUUCUCGUCAAAGCUUGGAGGAUAUUUCAUUCUUGGUGAUCAAUAGAGUUAAAGAUGUCAUAUGUCAUUGAAUUCAGUGUUGACCAACAUGUUGCUAUAUAUUCAAAGAGAAACACCUGUCUUUGUUGAAUUUUGUAAAACUAUUUUUGUAAAUGGUUAUAAAACAGAUAGCAAUGAGGGACUGAACAUUAUGAGUACAUAUCCAGAAAGGUCAAACUGGAGGUAUUAUACCGA